Drosophila willistoni is the source of this 2751-nucleotide messenger RNA. RefSeq lists its product as uncharacterized. Gene Ontology annotation, biological process: anatomical structure development. Gene Ontology annotation, molecular function: signaling receptor binding; calcium ion binding. The record is from RefSeq and is a predicted model, not a curated record. Lineage: Eukaryota; Metazoa; Arthropoda; Insecta; Diptera; Drosophilidae. Gene Ontology annotation, cellular component: extracellular region; cell surface. Bases 638 to 2236 code for a protein of 532 amino acids. The transcript has 5 exons.
UUCUAAGCGAUCGGUUGUGUUAGCUCCGCCGCGUCAUUAGACAAUAUCAGAAUAUAUAUUUCUCAUCAACGAGAAAUACGUAAUUUUUGUUUGUUCGGGACACGGAAGCUGCUAACGCAAAACAAAAAAAAAAUAAAGAAAGAGAAUCCCGAACCCAAGCACGCUCCAAUAAAUGUUUAAAAAUAUAUAUGCUAAUUAAAAGUCCAUUCGUAAUUGAUUCUUUUUUUUUUUUUGUUGGCUGUUUUGUUAUUUUACAAACAUAUAAUCGUAUAUAGUAUAAUUUAUUGCAAAAGGCAAAUGCCGCGCGUAUCUGUUUAAUGUCGGAGCUAAGAAAUUCAAUUUAUUGUUUGUGAUUGCAAAUUUGACAUAAUUGUGUAUUUUGAUUUAUGUUCGAGCAUCUUUUUUUUCUGUUAUUGUAUAUUUUUUUGUUAAGUAAUAUAUUUACUUAUAUACAUAUACGUACGGAUAAGCAGCCACUGGCCGCGAUUAUCAUAGCGCAAUAGCAACGAAUCUGAACUCUCAUCUACAUAUAUACUUGUAAACAAAAAAAAGAAACAGAACUCUUCGACUGGUCAAUUGGAUUUAUUUUGUAGACUUUCCACAUUGACAAUAAUCGAGAGUUCAUCCCACCGCCAAGAUGAAGAUGACACACAAGAACUUACAAUUUAGCUACAUGUUGCUUCUGCUGCUGCUACUCACAGAGGUAUUAGGUGGCCAAACGAGUAGUAGUAGUAGUAGUAGUAGUAGAAGUAGCAGUAGCAAUAGUAAUACCAAUACCAAUACCAAUUCGAGUACCAAUUCCAAUGCUAGAACUCAUGGACAUGGACGUGGCCAUGGCCAUCGGCAGCGUCAUCAUGCGAGUGUGCCGCAUUCGCGUAAAAUGGUUCAACACAAUGCCAAGGCCGAUGCAGAAUUGCUGCCAGGUGUGACAAUGCCACCUCCCCGAUCGACUGAGGUGACACGUCUGCGUCGUCUUCAUCCACAGGGGUCCUACAACAAGGGGGUGGUGACACAUCGACUCCAUCAUCAGGGAGCCCGUCCCAACGAAUGGGACUACAAUACCUAUAAUGUAUACACCAAUACCUAUGGACCACCGCCACCGCCAGUGCCAUCGACAUCCUCAACGCAGGCUGGCAAGGGUGAGGAUAACACUCAGGAUGUAGAGUUCAUUGGAGUUCAUGGCAGGGGACGUGGCUAUGACUAUUAUCCGGCUGGGACUACCACAACAACAGCCCCGCCACCGAAUCUGAAUCGUCGCUCUGCCUCGCCGGGUUUGGGCAGCAUGGGCACGGUUCCGCCUCUGGUGCCGGCCAGACGUGGCUAUAGCUAUACGACAACAGCACCAACUUCCGUCACAGAAGAUCCUUACGAGACGAAUACCAUUGGACGCAAUUAUCCCACAGAUCCCAAGGAAAUGGAAAGGCGACACAUUUGCGUGCAGCAGCGGACAAUCACGAUGCCAGUGAAGACAACGGAGGUUUACACGCGACCCACUUGGAAACACGUGAGCACGCCCUGCCAGCCGCCCACACAUGCCGGACAGAUGUGCACGCGCGUGCAAUUGGUCCACGAGCAGGCCUAUCGUGAUGUGAUCAAGCAUAAGCCGGCCCAACAGAUGACCUACGAUUGCUGCACCGGCUGGACGCGGGAGACGCCGCGCGCGGAUGCGUGCAUGAAACCUGUCUGUGCCGCACGCUGUCAGAAUGGUGGCAAUUAUACAAAUCCCCAGACCUGUGCCUGCUCCUGUCCGGCUGGCUAUUCGGGUCGCUAUUGUGAAUCGGAUGUGAACGAGUGUCAGGUGGACAAACCGUGCGAUCAGCAAUGUGUCAAUACACAGGGAUCGUACUUUUGUCGCUGUCGACAUGGUUUCGUUUUGCAGGCGGAUCAACAGAGCUGCCGCAAGGCAUCGGCCCAUGCCGAUGAUGCGUUCGAGGCACGCGAUCUGGAGAACGAUAUUGAUGACAACGACGUGGAGGUGGCAACGCGUUUGCAGAAAAUCGAACGCUCGCUGGCCAAUGAGCGAGUGCACACGAAUGAGCUGCAAAAGUCUUUACAGGCUACCUACAGUAUGGUAGAUACCCUAAAAAGUCGACUUAGCACCUUGGAGAAACAAGCCAUGGAUGUGAACCGCCUACAAACGAAUCUCUAUAAGACGGAAUCACGAACAAAUAAACUGGAGGGCAUGCUAAAUUUACUCCUAAAAUGCCGAAAUGGACCGAAUGCCAAUUGCCCCUAGAUGCAAAAUAAGAAUAAAGAAGGAAAUAAAUAUAUACACCUUUUUUUCUACGAUAUACAAGAAAAUGUAAUAUUUAGUUAAUUUAAACAUCUCUUCAUGUUCAACUCGUCCUCAAAUCCUGCUCCUGCUUGCAAGCCAUUCCCGAACGCGAGUGCCUCUGCGUAGUUGUUUAGUAAUAAACUGCCUUCAAAGUUAGACUAGUACUUAAGCAAAAAGUGUCAUAAAACUAUCGUAACUCAUACUCAACUGGACCACAAAUAUUUCAGAUCUAAAGAUCUGGGUGUUUAAUAUAUUUUUCUAUAAGCCAUUAAGCGUGGCUUUUGCUUUGCAUGUGUGCAAUUGUAUUGUAUUGUGCAUUGAUUGUGUAUGUGUCCGGUUUAUUUUUUUCGACCUUCUUUUUUUUUUUGCAUGUAAAUGUAUAUAGAGUGUAAUUAAUAUAAAUAUUAAUAUAUAUACAUAUAUAUAUAACAAAGAAAUUGUAUUAAAAUAUGUUUGAUUGAUUUUUACUUUGGUAA